UCUCAAGCCCGCCCCACGGCCCUUCUUUCCCGGUUCCUCUCGAAACCUGGUCCAGGCACCACGCCCCCUUCUCAUUGACUAGUGACCGCUCCUUUUACGGUCCUGGCUCCCCUUUUUGGUGACCUUUGAUCCUAGUUCUAGUGGGGAUGAUGGGUUUGAUUCUGUGACCUUUCACUCCUUGGCCCAGUAUGUGGUCCCAACCAAAGGAUGUGGUUGACCUCCCCUUCCUGCUUCUCCACGAUAACCUCAUGGGAGGAGGGAGUGUACCACACUGAAAGGAGUGUUGACCUGCAGCAGCAAAUUAUGACUAUUGUAGAUGAACUGGGCAAGGCUUCUGCUAAGGCCCAGCAUCUUCCUGCUCCCAUCACCAGUGCAUCAAGGAUGCAGAGUAACCGCCACGUUAUGUAUGUACUGAAAGAUACUUCAGCUCGACCGGCAGGAAAAGGAGCCAUUGUUGGCUUCCUUAAAGUUGGAUACAAGAAACUCUUUGUACUGGAUGAUCGUGAGGCUCACAAUGAGGUAGAACCACUGUGCAUCUUGGACUUUUACAUCCACGAGUCACUUCAGCGCCACGGCCAUGGGCGAGAACUCUUCCAGUAUAUGCUACAGAAGGAGCGAGUUGAACCACACCAACUGGCCAUUGACCGACCUUCACAGAAGCUGUUGAAGUUCUUGAAUAAGCACUACAAUCUGGAGACCACAGUCCCACAGGUGAACAACUUUGUGAUCUUCGAAGGCUUCUUUGCGCAUCAGCAUCCUCCAGCGAGGAAGCUGCCACCCAAGAGAGCAGAGGGAGACAUAAAGCCAUACUCUUCUAGUGACCGAGAGUUUCUGAAGGUAGCAGUGGAACCUCCUUGGCCCCUAAACCGGGCCCCUCGCCGUGCAACGCCUCCAGCCCACCCACCCCCUCGCUCCAGCAGCCUGGGAAACUCACCAGAACGGGGUCCCCUCCGCCCCUUUGUGCCAGAGCAGGAGCUGCUGCGUUCCCUGCGUCUCUGCCCCCCACACCCCACCGCCCGCCUGCUGCUCGCCACAGACCCCGGGGGCAGCCCGGCCCAACGUCGCCGCACCAGGUAAUAGGAGCCACAGGGUUAGGGAACCUCACGAUUGUUAGGGUUAGGGUUAGGGUUAGGGCAAUUUCAAUCCAUCAGAGACCUGAAGCAAUAGGACAGGAGGAUUGGAGAGUCCUGAAACCUUUCGAGAAGAAUAUAUUAGAAAGUAUGUGGGCGUGGCCUGGAACUUACAGUGAAGGUGCAGAAUAGGACUGUCUGGGGUCUGGGAACCCUGGUUUAAGUGCGAGUUGGGAGGAAGGGUCAGAAGAAGCCAGAUCCAUUGGGCAGGGGGAACUGAGCCUCUAAGAUUGGGGAAAUCGUGGUUUGGCGCUUGCUGGGAGGGGGCAAUAUCUCUGGCACAGUUUCGGGAGCCACAGCCCCAGGUCAGCGUCUUGUGUGGCAGGAGCUCAUCCUGGCAGGCAGAGAGUGGGCCUCUCCUUAAUUCUCUCCCCGGCUUUCUCUUCACCUCUGACCUCUUUCUGUUUUUCUCUCUCCCCCAUUUUCCCUCUCCCCUUCUCCUGUCCAUAACAUCCUUCCACAGCUCCCUUCCCCGCUCUGAUGAGAGUCGAUACUGACAGACAACUAACCCCUCCCCUCCCUGGGGUACCUGGUGAGGGCAGAGACCCCUCUCCCUGAGAACCCCGAAUGUGCUCUCCCAUGCCUCCCCAGCAUCUAGAGGAACCUGACAGCCCUUAGGAUUCCCUCUUCCCCUUCCUUAGACAACUGGGUUGUUAGGGUCCCAGAUGGCCUAAUACUUUGUAGAUUUUCUUACCAUAGAAAGCACUCUUUCUCUCCUAACUUGGGCUCUGAACACCCUCCCACGGACAGCCUGAUUCGCUGCCAGACCUCUUGGUUGGGCGGCUCAUACUAAUUAUCCAGAGAAGCACACUCUUGCUCUUGCUUGCUGUCAGAUUCUAGAACACCAUGGAAGGUCCAAGGGCCGCCUCUGCCAAGGAAACCUUUUAAAGAGUCUUGUCCAUGGAAUAAAUCCCACAGUCCCUCUACACUGUCUGCUGGUAGCUCUAAUACUGCUCUCUCCUGCCGACCACACCUACCCUGUCGGCCUGCUGAGCAACCAGUGAAUGAGCUCUGCUUCAGAGCAGUGCAGUCGAGCAGGACAGGGACUUCCCAGCUCCCCAGAAGGAUCCACUCAGCAUUGCCAAACUCUUCAUUUCCACGUUUCAUGUAUGUCUAUGUCAGGGAACCCCCGAGCUGAUGUCUGUUUUGGGGCUCUAAAGACUCACCACACUUCUACAGACACCACCAUUUCCCCACAUCCAGGUUCUGUGAGGGAGUUUGUUUCUUGGCAGUAGAUCCAGCAAGCACCCUAGUUCACUGUUAGUCAAGUUUCAGAAGCUAAGCCUGAGUUUCAAGGAUCUAUGAGCUCCUGGAAUAACCUCUCACAUCCCUCCCUCCCCAGUAGCUAGAUGCUGAUAGAUUCCUGUCUUGUGAGAUUGUCUUGAGAUGAUGGGGGAACUCUUCCUCUGGCCUUCCUUUUUUCUUUCCUCAAUAGCAAGAACCUUUGUCCCUGCUCUGUACCCAGGGAAUGGAACAUCCUCCCCACUCCCUGCCCUCUGAAUGUGUGCUAGAUCAGGUGCCCCUACUGUGUUCCCCAAAAUCCUUGGGAGCAGGAUCUCCCUCUCUUCCGACUCACUCCUUUUUCUUCUCCCUCUCAGUGUUGUCUGAAUAAAGUGUGAAUUCGUUUGUGUUUUUAAAUGGACAUUUUCAAUGAAAAAAACUACAAAAAAAAAAACCUUAAGGUCUCAGCCUCAUUUGUGCGUCACCCCUUAUCUUCCUAGGAUCUGAAGACCUCUGUCCCUCUCUCUUCCUCACCUCUGAGAUCUGCAGAUCUUCCAGCAAGGAGUCUUAGAGCUCCCCUUGCAGGAUCUGGUGUCUGCCCGUCCCCAUCUUCAUUGCUGGAUCUUCUGCAGAUUCUGUCUCCACUCAUGUAGUCACUGGAUCCAUCCGUGUAGGCUUCUAUACCUACUCCUCUAUCUCUCCAGAAACCUCCAACUCUCCCUAGUAACUUCUACCCUUCACCCAAGGCCAACUCUUGUUGAGAUGUCAAGAUUCCCCAACAUCUCUGGGAUCCACUAAUUGCAUCCUGAUAACAAUCCCCUAAUUGUUCCCCAGAUUCCUCUUCCUGCUCUGAUUUCCUCAAGUCUCCCCCACUAAACCCUUGGAUCUCUCUCUCAAGACAAUCCUUUUCCUCCUAAAUUCAGCCUUGCCAUUCCUGAUUUCCCUCUGGCUGGGGUAUCCUAUAGUUAAGGUAACCAUGUUUUCCAAACCAAACAUCAGAGCACCUGGUCCAACAAAAAAAAA
This is a messenger RNA of Vicugna pacos (alpaca), 3374 nucleotides long. RefSeq names its product alpha tubulin acetyltransferase 1 (gene ATAT1). Gene Ontology annotation, molecular function: tubulin N-acetyltransferase activity. NCBI's taxonomy places the organism in Eukaryota, Metazoa, Chordata, Mammalia, Artiodactyla, Camelidae. Gene Ontology annotation, biological process: alpha-tubulin acetylation. Gene Ontology annotation, cellular component: microtubule. The record is from RefSeq and is a predicted model, not a curated record.